AUGUUAUGGACCUCAUGGCCAUCGCUGGUGACCACGGUUCUCAUCUCCUCGGCCGUCAUUGCUUGGUGGUUUACGGAGUCCAAGAACACUGCUCUCAACUUGGUGGCAGCCUGUAGUCUCUUUGCGUCUUGCUGGGCUGUUGCUCCGGACCGUGUUCGCGUCCUUGCGACGUCUUUACACGCCUCUGCCCUCAACACCAUCACGACGGCUCGCAUUGAUCUUUGGGCUUUCAGGCAUGCCAGCAUGUUGCUGACGGGUGGAGCUGUCUUUUGGUUGGUGCAGCGAGCAUGGCAGACGCUAUGGAAACCAGUUCCUGAACUGAUAAGCAUUCUCGGCGUAGAUGUGCCAGAUCCCCCCGAGGUUUCGCUCGCCGGUAUCAAGCCCAACUCCGCAACAGUCAACUGGACACGCGCACCGCCCAACCGCUCUGUCCAGAAGUUUCUCAUUCAAGUCAACGGGGUAGUUGUUGGGGAUGUUCCGGCAAACCAAGAUCCAGCAAUAGUCGUCAGUGGCCUCAAGCCAGACCACUUUUACAACGUCCGUGUCAUUGCCGUGGGAUCCAACAACUUCCAGGCCGGCAGUCGGGUUGUACGCUUACGCACUUUCGCUCAAGACGGACGACCUCAACUCGGUAAUGCCCGGCUGCCCUCCAGCUUUACGAUCGAAGAACCCAACCGCACGAAACAGUCCGAACCGUUGGACGAGAAUGCCUCUUCACGACCUCCCAUUCCUGCAUUGGAGACAGCAACAGCUCUGGAGGGUGUCGCUCCCUCGACCCGGGAUGGCCUUUCUGCUGCUGCCGCUGGGCCUCGCCGCAAUACGGUUACCAGACGUCACUCGCCCUCGACAACCAGCCUCGAUCAGUCUCUGGCACGGGAAGAAUCUGCGGAGGAUUCUACACAAACGCUGCCAGAGUUGACGCAACGCUUCGAGAGUAUUAGGAAAGAGACAGAAGAGGUGACACAGCUGAUCACCAAGGAGGACGAUGACAUCAAACGCCUGUUGAAUGAGUUGGAAGCUGAAAAGCAGGAGAAGAGAAGAGAGCAGAAGAAAAAGGAGGAGCAGACUGAAAAGCUGAGGAGAGAUGUCAACCUUACUGACCGGGUGAUGCGUAAUGCCCUCUCCCGGAAGGCUCACAAGGAGAAGGCUUAUAAAGAGAAGCAAAACGAACACGCCAAGCUUCACGACGAUAUCGCUAAAUGGGAAGAGGACAUAGAGGAUAUGCGCAAGGGGAGGGAGGGUUUCGAGCAGGAAACCAAAGAUCUACAGGAAAGCCAUGAUGAAGAGGUGGCGCAACUGCGCGACACCAACAGCGACCUUGCGGAGACCUGCGUUGGUUUGGAAGCGAAGCUGAAAGAGCUCAGGGAGGAAGUUCGGGCUCUAGAGGAAGCUCGCAAGAAGCUACCGGGUGGUGAAGAAGAUGCAGAAUGGCGCGAGAAAGAAGCUGAGCUCAGGAGAAACUGGCAUAGGCGCCAUAGGGAUCUUCAGGAGACGAUGAGCUUUGAGACCAGGACUACUCGGCGACUUGACGAUCAUAUUCGCUCCCUGGCGAUGCAGAUACAGCAAAUCCCCCCCGCCACUUUCGGUCUUUACAGUCAGGCAAACACUUCGGGCCUCGAAUUUGAGAGCGCUGGGGCGCUUGGUCAGACCAAGAGACGAAGCAGAACGACUAGCUCACUUGCCAACGUUUCGGUACCGUCUCCGUUACCGGCAUAUUCACAGCUUGAUCCGGCUAUACCUGUUAAUAGCGGCUAUGCCAGCGCAAGGUCGGCAAAUGUACCCCCGGGCUUUGCUCCAGGGCCAUUUAUGAUGGGCCUUUCGGCGGACAUGCAGCGUCACGACGAAAACUCCAGGGCCGCUUCUGCUCCUCUCAGUCCAUCCGCUACGGCUUUGCUUCCCUCGAACAUUCUGGAUGACAUGGACGAUGACGGGCCGAGCCCGACAGCUAGAUACGUACCUGAUAAUUACCUUCAGCAGUCGGGCAACUCUCUGGACAACGAGCCGCAAUCGCCUACAUCUUCAGGGGAAUCUCCCAGCUUACUUGGUAGCCCGCAUGGAUCGUCCUCGAACCUGGCCUUUCCCACACUUACCGGGGAUCAGCCCGAUAACCGGUCAUUGAACGCAAUAACCGGAAUAGGGUCGCCCAGUACUGCAGUGGGUUCCGAGCGCAAGAUAGGCAGCCUCUUCUCUUUCCCGAGAACCAGGGCUGCAAAGGUCAUGGAGACCGAGGGACCAAUGCUUGGAAGCCUCAAGGGAGGGCAGAGCCAGUCCUUCCCUCGCCAGACGGACGACGACGCGUUGGCCAAAAGUCGACGUAUUAGCCUCUCGGGCACAUGGAACGUAUUCAACCGACACUCGGCUACUCCCGAGCUACUUGAAGGCCCAGCCCCCGCUUCGCGCAUGUUUUCGACACGCAGUUUCAACCCUUUCGCGAGCUCCUCGAGGCCAGCAGCUGGCAUCUUUGGUGAACGUGACCCUAGUAGUCCUCGGCCUGCUAGCAUUGCGUCGAACGAGUUCCCACGGCCUUCCACGGAAUCCGGGUCGAUUUGGGGCCCACCACUCGCUUCGGACGGAACAGGGCUUGUCAAAACCGGCCGAAUCUGGCCGCAAGACGCUCCCUGGUCCAGAAACCCAUCUCGUCGGCCGUCCCUUCAUGGGUCGCCGUCUGCGCUGAAGACGACGUUGGCCUCUGCCGACGACGAAAUUCUUGACGAGGGUCCACUGCCUAAUGUUCAUGAGGUCGGUGUUAUUGGCAGGCCUCCGCCGCAGCAUGCGUCCAAGGACAAGAAUAAGGACAAGGAUAAGGACAAAGCCAUGGGCCGUUUGAACCCGAACGCUCCAGCCUUCAGUAUAGGGUCACUGUUCAAGAAGGAGAAGGAGAAGGAUGGGUCGAAGAAAGCGAAGGACAAAGGGAAGGACAAGACUGCUAAAAACAAGGAUUCAGGUGCGGCAUCUCCGGGCCACGAGACCCCGAUUGUUGCCUCGAUAGAGAUGUUGCUGGAAUCUCCUACGGAGUCUCGCAAGUCUCGUGAUGGGAUGCUGCUGGAACCUACGCGGACGUCUGUCUCCAUGACCGAAUCCCACGAUUCUCUUUCCCUCGACCACUCUUUCUCCAAUACUCCCUCGGAGGCCCUUAGCACGGGCCUGGCCGGCAGCUUCAAGGAGGACAACGUUGUCCGGAAGCUGUUCCGUAAGGGGAGCUCAGGCAAGUUCAGCCUUGCGGGUCGCUCGGGAGGUGGCCUCUUUAAGAAGGGACCCGGUAGUACGGCUAGUGCUUCGGAUAGAGGCGUUUCGAUCGGCGAUCGGUCGAGCAUGGAUAACCUCGAGGACCUCGGCGAGGAUGCUUUUAACCCGGCAUUCUUGGCUCGCAGCUAUGAGAGUGUUACCAGCAGUCCUAACGUCGGCCCAUCGGCUUCAGCCAGCAAUGUCAAGGACAAGUCUGUAAAGGAGAACAAGGCGCCUGGUGUAAGCUGGCUCAACUUUGGCAAGAAGGGAAAGAAGGAAAGGGAAAGUGUGGAGCUGGAGAGGGAGAAGUCUCAAGUCUUGAAGCCAGAGGUGUAG
Sordaria macrospora k-hell is the source of this 3561-nucleotide messenger RNA. RefSeq lists its product as uncharacterized. Gene Ontology annotation, cellular component: condensin complex; condensed chromosome; chromatin. Gene Ontology annotation, biological process: mitotic chromosome condensation. Lineage: Eukaryota; Fungi; Ascomycota; Sordariomycetes; Sordariales; Sordariaceae. Gene Ontology annotation, molecular function: chromatin binding; protein binding. The record is from RefSeq and is a predicted model, not a curated record.